AUGGCUGGUGGUGGUGUUCAGCAGGUGGUGACCGUGCUCGCGGUGGUGGCGCUCAUGGCGGCGGCGGCGGAGGGUUUCAUCUCCAAGAAGACGUGGAGCGGCAUCCGGCGGGCGGACCGCGACGGGCCCUUCGUGGGGCUGGUGGUGCCCAACGCCUACGAGAUGGAACCCGUCCUCAACUCCCCCGACUUCAAGCCCAGCAACAACAUCCCCAUCCUAGAUGUUCAAGGGCGACGAUUCCGCUUCGGAACCAUUGGAGGCCAAAACGUUGUCAUGGUCAUGACUGGGCUGAGCAUGCUGAAUGCAGGGCUCACAACCCAGCUGCUGCUGAGCCUGUUCAGGGUGAAGGGCAUCGUGCACUGGGGCAUCGCCGGCAACGCCAACGAGGACCUCCAGAUCGGCGACGUGACCAUCCCCGAGUCCUGGGCGCACUUGUCCCUGUGGAACUGGCAGAGGCACGGCGACGGGCCGGAGAACGAGCUGCCGCUGGAGGCAGGGCCGUCCCGGGAAAAUUAG
Molecule: messenger RNA, 516 nt
Organism: Miscanthus lutarioriparius
Lineage: Eukaryota; Viridiplantae; Streptophyta; Magnoliopsida; Poales; Poaceae
Source: the annotation of a GenBank genome assembly